CCCGCUUGACCGUGUGGAGAAUUGCAAUUGCCGGGAGGGGGGCUGAUCUCAUUUCUUAUAAGGACAUGUGUCCGCUGUUCUCGUAGCCUGUAGCCUGUAGAUCAUCCCGGCAUGUCCAAGUACGACGUCGACCCGGCUGUCACCGCUGACAACCACCCACCGCAACCUGUCAACGCUCCCAGAUCAUGGCCGGCGAACCCAAUCACCCUCUUGGCUAAACCCACAAAGGCCCAGUACUUGACUUUCCUCGCCUCGUGGUUGGCCUGGACUGCCGAUGCUUUCGAUUUCUUCGCCGUGUCACUCAAUGUCUCUUCGAUCGCAAAGACGUUCAACAAGUCCAACUCUGAUAUCACGCUUGCCAUCACUUUGACCUUGUUGUUCCGUUCCGUCGGUGCCAUCAUCUUCGGUCUCGCCGGAGACAGGUGGGGCCGCAAAUGGCCCAUGGUCGUCGACAUCGUGUUGUUCGGCCUCCUUUCCAUGGCCACCGGUUUCUGCAAAUCCUUCUCCGCAUUCCUCGCAAUCCGCUCCCUCUACGGAAUCGCUCUCGGCGGAAUCUACGGCUGUGCCGCCUCCGUCGCCCUCGAGAACCUCCCACACGAAUGCCGUGGUUUGUUUUCCGGAAUUCUUCAACAAGGCUACGCAAUGGGAUACCUCAUCGCCGCCGCCCUCAACCUCGCUAUCGUGGAUAACUCCCCCCACGGCUGGCGCGCAAUCUUCUGGUUCUCCAUCGGUCCUGCUAUUUUGGUGGCCAUCUUCCGCGCCUGGCUCCCCGACGAAGACAAGAUCAAGCGCGACAAGCUUGUCGAGAUGGGCGCACACAUCCCAACCUCCGAAGAACGCGGAAAAGCCUUCUCCGCCGAACUCAAAUACGUCUUCAAGAACCACUGGAUCCGUCUCAUCCACGCCGUCCUCCUCAUGGCCGGAUUCAACUUCAUGUCCCACGGUACCCAAGACCUUUACCCCACCUUCCUCAAAGUCCAACUUGGGUACUCCCCCGAUAUCGUCACCGCCGUCACAUGCAUCUUCAACUUCGGGGCUAUCGUCGGUGGCACCUUUGCAGGAUACUACUCCCAAGCCUUCGGACGUCGUCUCACCAUCAUCGUUCUCUGUGUCUGCGGAGGCGCACUCAUCCCCCUCUGGUUCCUCCCCAAAGACUGGCGCGUCCUCGCCGUCGGGGCAUUCUGGCUCCAAUUCUGUGUUCAGGGUGCAUGGGGCGUCAUCCCCGUCCACCUCAACGAGAUCUCACCCUCCUUCUCCCUCCGUGCCGCGUUCGUGGGUAUCUCCUACCAACUCGGUAACGCCGCUUCCUCCGCCUCCUCAACCAUCGAGGCCCGUCUCGGCGAGCACAUCCAAACCACCCUCAACGGCAAGGCCGUCCCCAACUACGGUAAAGUCCAGGCUUUGUUCGCUGGGUGUGUUUUUGCGUUUGUGAUUAUCAUGACGGCGAUUUCUCCUGAAUACCGCGGUGCUGCGUUCGAGAAUACCGUCAAUAUUAGGGAUGAGGCAAAGGUUGCUGGUGCGGGUGGUGAGAAUAGCUUGAAGGAUGGUGAUGUUGAAAUGGCUUCUAUUGGGAAGAUGGAGAUGGCACAUGUUGAGAGGAUGAACUCGAGGGAGUAGUUUGAUGUGUGAUGUACGAUUAAUCUGGACGGAUGGAUAUCUUGCUAGUACUAGGUCUU
Saitoella complicata NRRL Y-17804 is the source of this 1676-nucleotide messenger RNA. Its product is annotated as MFS general substrate transporter. Gene Ontology annotation, biological process: plasma membrane lactate transport. The transcript has a single exon. Gene Ontology annotation, cellular component: plasma membrane. The record is from RefSeq and is a predicted model, not a curated record. Gene Ontology annotation, molecular function: secondary active monocarboxylate transmembrane transporter activity. Bases 112 to 1617 code for a protein of 501 amino acids. NCBI's taxonomy places the organism in Eukaryota, Fungi, Ascomycota, Saitoellomycetes, Saitoellales, Saitoellaceae.